Molecule: messenger RNA, 345 nt
Organism: Zingiber officinale
Lineage: Eukaryota; Viridiplantae; Streptophyta; Magnoliopsida; Zingiberales; Zingiberaceae
Exons: 4
Coding region: 4-345 (113 amino acids)
Source: RefSeq, a predicted model, not a curated record
GUUAUGCUAUAUGUGGCUCUUGUAGCCAUUUCUCUUGAUGGCUCCUUAAUGGCUACCAUUGAUGUGACAAUUCCUGAAGAAAAAUUAGGGGGUUUGGUUUGUCUAAAAUACUGGACUCGUGGUUCCCUAGUGGCAGAGUACUUAUUAUCCACUGUCAUAUAUGAGCCUCACAGUGAUGCUCAAGUUUCAUCUCUUGCAUUUCGCCCUGGACACAACAUGGCUGUCACAUCAUCUUAUGGUGGUGAUUUUAAGGUUUGGGUUCAUGGUUCUCAUGCCGACAGAAAUAAUGAAUCAAUCCAGAGAACUGGUUGGAGAUGCCAAUCUGUUGGUUCAUACAAGUAUUAA